This is a messenger RNA of Plasmodium yoelii, 918 nucleotides long. RefSeq names its product PIR protein. The transcript has 3 exons. Bases 1 to 918 code for a protein of 305 amino acids. Lineage: Eukaryota; Apicomplexa; Aconoidasida; Haemosporida; Plasmodiidae. The record is from RefSeq and is a predicted model, not a curated record.
AUGGAUGACAAAAUAUGUAGAAAGUUCUUUUCUCUAAGAACCUCGAUUUCCGAUAAAUUGGACAAUGAAAAAAAUUAUAAAAUAACUAAUGAACAACCUAUCAAAGAGUAUUGUACUAAUGGCAAAUGUAGUAAUAAUAUCGGAAAAAUUAAUGCUGGAUGUUUAUUUUUGUUUGAUUCACUCUUUAAGGAUUCUUCUGUGUUUUCGUAUUAUACAAAAAAUAACAUCAAUUUUGUUGAUUACAUUAUCAUAUGGUUAAGUAAUAUGUUAAGCCAAAUCGAAGAUAAAGAAAACGACAGUCUAAAAUUUUUUUAUACUACAUAUAUAAAUAAUGAUAAGUAUACAAAUCCUAUAUCUGGUGUUGAAGAUCAUUAUAGUAGUUAUAAGGAUCUUAUAGAUAAAAAAAAUAUCAUGAAUAUGGAUAUGAAAAUUAUAUCUAAAUUAUAUGACGCAUUUAAUACAUUAUGUAUGUUGUAUAUUGAAUUUGAUGAUAAAAGUCCAGAUUGCAACAAAUAUUUGAAAUAUGCUGAUGAAUUUGAUAAAAAAUAUAAAAAACUUAAUAAAGAUCCUAGUAUUACUGUAAACAAUUCAUAUAAUCAACUAUUGUGUACUUUAUCAACUGAUUAUGAUAAUUUUAAAAAGAAAUAUAGUAAUGUUCGAAGUUGCGAAUCUUCACCCCUUCCGACGAUAGAAAAAUGUGUACAAAGUUCUGAACUAACUUCUUCACAAACUUUUGAGGUUGCAUCAUCAAAUUCGUCGAUAACAAACAAAUUAUUUAUAGUUUUAUCAAUAUUUGGUGCAAUAGCAUUUUUUUUAGGAAUUUCUUAUAAGUAUUCGUUAUUUGGAUUUCGGAAGCGAUUUAAAAAACAACAAAUAAGAGAAAAAAUAAAAAAUAUAAAGAAGAAAAUGAAUCAAUAA